CGUAGCGGUCAAAGUGUACCUCGGCUCUCUGAAGUCCUGCACGUAUACUUCAUUCAACGUCACAACCCUGCACGGCACAUUUUGCAUGCUCAGCGUUGUUACAAAUAGGGCACCUUUCACAUGUUUAAGGCUUCAUCUUGUGACUCGUUGAAACUGCUACAACGUUGAAUUUCUAUUUUAUAUGACUCCAAUUCCUUGUGGCUAGAACCGAUCAAAGGAAGAAACAUGAAGUCCAUCAAUACUGUUAUUCUCAUUCUUGGAGUUGCAGUUUGUACUUACGCUGCACCAGACUGCUUAGACAAGUUAACCGCCGAAGAGUGUGCAGAAUACAUGAAGACAGGUGGGGGAAAGGUGGUAUUGCCACUCACAGAUAUGAACCAGUUCACCGAUGAAAAACAAGCGAUGCUUAAGGUUGUGCUAGCUAAUGUGUCAGACCAAUACGUCAUCGUGGACGUGGAACCGGAACAUAUUCUCAUCACCAACAUCCACUUGUCACCGGAGAACGACAACAAAGUCACUGUGGAUUUCUUUGUGGCCAACCCGACGGGUUCCGUGGUCAUGCCUGUGGCCUUCCGCUCCCAAGAGCUUUAUCUGGUGCUGAAACUCAAUAAGGAAACCAUUGAUAGUAUGCUGGAUUAUGAGGUGAUUGCAGUGGAGCCAGACAGCAGCACCAACCUCCCGUUACCCACCUGGGCCUUGGCAAUUAUCGUCUACGUUGCCCUCAUCAUAAUCCUUGGUCUCAUUUAUUUUGCAACCAAGGAUUUCCGCCGUCAGUGGAGCCAGAAUAAAGAGAGAGAACUUCGUAAGGCUGUCUUAGGAGACAGUGAUAUGGAGAUCGACUUGGAAGCUGGCGAGACAGAUAAGAGUGAUGAGGAACCGAAAGAUACAAGUGAAAAGAAAAUGUACCGAGAUACUCAAGUUUCAUUCGGUGUACAGGUGAGCCAAGGUGAUAUAGCCGCUACGCUCGGAAUAACCUACGCAACAGUUGAGAACAACGGAGACGUUCCAGCAAAAGCCAAGUGUGACGACUCACCACUGCCGGAGAAAUCUGAAAAACCACCUGACUACCACGAAGCGACGGCUGAUGGAGCAGAUGAUAGCGGGGCCUCUACGUCAAGCUCCGACUCUGAGAACAAGAGCGAGAAAGAGGCUACAGCAGCACUGGAGGGCGCUGUGAAUGAAGCGUUUGAGGAAGAUACGCAUGAUCAGUCAACGAGUCUGUAGCAAUAUUUUGGUCCGAUGGGAAAAUCUGUAACAUCGUGGUUUUUUGUUUAUUUUUGUAGAAACCAUAAAACUUUUGGCAAAUGCAAAAGAUCACCAUUGCACAAUCGCUUUUGAUUAAUUUAGAUUAAGAUCAAAUUAGUAACUGGUAAUAUAAGGAAAGCUGAAAUUCAAAUCGCCUGGUGAUUAGUUUGUGAGGACGGCGUCUUUCGAUGAAAGUUGAGGCAAAUAUCGACCUGGUGAGUACCUGUACAGUGAACGCAUUUUCCAUGGAAUGGAUGGUUUAAUUUCUACUAUCAUACCAAACAUUACUCUCAACUUUUUCUUCAUAUCCUUGACUAAAACAGCCACUGCAAACUUUAUGCAUGUAUAUUUUAGUCAUACAGACCCAGUAGACAUUGAACUUUCCUGGGAAAAAUCCCCAACACGUGCAGGAUUUCCCCCUACUUAAAAAGAAAACACAAUCGUACCCAACACUUGACUAUAAUGUAACGCCAAAAGGGCAGACCUGACAAUGUAUUAUUUAUUGCAUGUCAUGUCGGAACACCCGUUUUGUUUGGUUUUUACAGCUUAAUUCUAGUGAGAUUGCUACUGAAGAAAAAUGUCCAUCCGUUAAUUAUUUUCCUGGUUUGUCUUUUAGUAAAAUGUUUGAAUUCUUCAUUUGAUUUGCAUUAAUUUUGUUGUUCAGUUAAGCGCCAAUGUGAUGCCAGUAACCUGCUGGCUUUCAAUAAAAUUACUGCCCAUUGUAGAUUUAUAUUAAAAAUUGAUUUGUGGAUUCGUUGCAAUAAUGUCAA
Acanthaster planci (crown-of-thorns starfish) is the source of this 2015-nucleotide messenger RNA. RefSeq lists its product as uncharacterized. Lineage: Eukaryota; Metazoa; Echinodermata; Asteroidea; Valvatida; Acanthasteridae. The record is from RefSeq and is a predicted model, not a curated record.